AUGCCUGGCGAAGCCUCGGCGACUCGCGGCGAACACGCCGAUGGACAGAUCGACUUGGCAGAGGUACAGCUAGAAUGGCACGAGCUUUUUCGCGCCGUCCUCGAUGCUGACGAAGAAAGAGAACAUUCCACGAGGAACCUGGGUGGCGCAAUUUCACAGCACGAUACAGAGGUCACCUUUGGAUGCGAUGCUGCCGUCGUCAGUCCGGUUUUCUUCGGGUAUAUGUCCACAACAGAAGCAGAUGUGGAUGCAGAAAACGCAAAGGUGGUGACUAUGGAGGCUGAGUUCGAACGAGGGCGACAGAAGCGGAUCACGGAGCUACAGACGGCGAAAAAGGUGAUGGCAGCCGACGAAUACGGCCCUGUGUUGAAGCAGUGGAACAUCGAUGAGGCAUCAAUAACGAAGGCGCAUGAGUCGGAGCUCGCUGAACGGAAGUACAAAUUUGCAUUCCUGAAUAGGGAAGACUCCAAGAACAUCCAGCAUGCAGCGAACGCCGCCAAAUACGCCGAAAAGACAGAGACGUCAAAGAUCCCGAAGGGAGCACAGCUCGAGGCUCUGGCUCGAGGAGAAGUCGAGCGUUUGGUUGGAGAGAUUGACGCGGCGAAUGAGGCCGUGAAACUGGCCCAAGAUGAGUUGCUUGCGGCACAGAAUCUUCGUGGGAAAAAACAUGAAGCCAGAGCACGGCAAGUCGUGGAGACUAGCCUCAUACUGCUGGAGGGUAGAGCGACUGCCAGCGAAAAAGAUUUGGACUCACUUCUGGAACAACUGCAAGAGGCCGAGUUCAUGCUCAACCGAGCGGAGCGAAUACGCUCUCAGGAGGAUCUAGUGCUGCCGCUGUACGAGCCUCUUGCGCAACGGGCGGCAGAAGGCGAUUUCCGUGCUCCAUUCUUGAGUGUUUUCUGCGGUCUUACGGUGGCCUCAAACGACAACAUGUGGGAAAAGCUGACGUUCAUCACCCACCUCUUCGAUAUCAAUGAUAGCAAGUUCAUGGACUACGAAGAGAUCUGUGUAAUGCUAGCUACACUAGCCAGUGUUUUGAACAGCCUCAAGCUGCUGAGGGAAACAACAUCCCGGGAAGAGCUGGAAUCAAUCGUGACAAGAGCUUUUCUGGAGGGAAACCUGGACCAUCGGAAGGGCAUGACCAACUACGAGGUGCAUGACCAGACUUGGACGUGUACACUCGCCCUACAGGUGAAAACCUGGAUGGCAGGGAUAAUCGCACGUUCACCCAAACUGUCCGACAUUUUCGGGUCGAGUUGGAGUUUCGGGCAAAUGAGCACCGUAAUGCGAUGCAAGAUGAGCAUGGUGCACGAGUUCGAGCUCAGCAUGAUAAGCAUGGUAGACCUAAAGCACAAGGUGGCACGCAAGCUGAUAAAGCAUCGACCGUGCCUGCAAAAGGAAAACGUUCAAGUUAUGCACGAUCGUGCAUUGGCCAUGGGCGACGACGAUCCCCUGAAACCAGACUACUCGCGCUUUUUGCAUUCAGAUAAGAAGAAGUCAUUCUCGAAUGCCGUUUCCCUUUCCCACGGACACCUUGAGAACCUCUCCCAUUGGCGAGACACCGUUCGAAUCAAAGCGGUCACCAAGAUACAGAACUUGUUCCGUGGGAAGCAAGCGCGGCAAGCAGCAGAGAGGAUGGCCAAGAAGCAAGCCUUUCUUUGCGCCCGAGCGAUGGCGGUAGAGGAUACUCGCCAACGCAUCGCGGCCGAAAUUUGGAAGCGAGAAGCGGCAUCGGGUGUCGGGCGACUUAAAUGGGAUGCCAAGGUACGCAUGAAACAAGCCAAGCUUCGAGCGGCAGGGGAGAACGUGGACCGCCAACAAGUUGUCGAAGCAAUAAUCGAGGAAAGCGUCCAAGCAGCGCAAGACGGAGUUAUGGAACGUUUCGACGAGAUCGCACGGGAUCGUGGAUUUGAUGAGGACGUUGUCGAACACACCGCAGAGCAAACAUCAGAAACUGAUGGCGAAGAAGACUUUUUUUCGUUGGCGACUGCUUCACGGCAAGUGUCGGUACGCACCAAGGCUGCCUGCAAGGAGCUGGCCACUCACCUGCUCAUGGCAGAUAUGCGCGGCAUGGCAGGGCAACUUUGGGGGAACGGGGCCAAUUCCGUCCCAGAUCUCGGCCGGCCCCAAACUCCACGAAAGGAAGGAAAGGAAGGAAGCGGUGCGGUUGACGUCGAGUCAGCCGCGAAAAUGUCAAUCCUGGGGAAUGGGUCAGUUAACGAUCCUUUCGUUUUCAGUGGAGGUGGUCAACUCCCACAGAAAACCAAUGCCCCAUUGGCCGACAGUGCGCUAUCAUCCGUCGGCGGCUCCCCUUCUGUCAGACAAGGGUUCGAGCUGGACUCGGUCAUUGUUAGGGUGGACGGACAGAUGGCAAAGAUAAAGCUGACGGACGUCCGCAAGCAGCUGAUGACCGUGGGGCUAUUUCCUCCAGAAUUAUAUGGAGUAGGCGAGACCUUCGAGGAGAUGCGCCUGAGGGAAAAGCUGGCGGAUGCUGAUCCCGCCGUCGAGGACCUAGCACGGCGUCUCAGGAGCUGGGAUGCCGCGAUGACUGAAGUCAAAGUAGAUGGCCUCCUCGCUGAGUUGCCUGCGAAGCGUUUGCUCAUGCAGUAUGCUCAAGGAUUCGUCGACCGCGCAGAUCCUCCGGGCAACUUCCAGCCACUUUUUGACGACCUCGCCAGGCACUUCCAGAUAUCCCGGAACGCCAAACAAAUAGGGACGAUCCUGGUGAACCUGAUACGCACCGAUUUUUCUUUCGGGUUAGCGGCGGACAGCCUAGAUGUUUUGCGAGGCAAUCAAGAUGCGUUACUCGCAAAGAUGGCGCAAAUCGAGGUUGCCGAUGGAAUGUCUGAAGCAGAAGCAGGCUACGAGCGGCGUCUCACCGCAGCAAAAUUGCAGGGCAGGUCCAUUGAGGAGGUGGAGCAAACCCACAACCGCAACAUGCUCAAAGAAGUCAAGAGAAGAAUGCAGAUCAAGUACCUGGAAGUUGCCAAUGUUUGCAGCGACUUCUUGGAGAUGGCAAAGCACCUUGCGACAACGAUAAUCGACGAGCGCAACUUUGAACUGGUCGACAAAACGAUUCGCCCCGUGAUCGAAAGUGCUUGCAACGGGCGGGGUGUGGAAGGUAACAGAGGUCACGGUGGAAAGCGGUAUAAGUAUGAAGCGUUCAACAUUCGACUCAAGGUUUGCUGCGACGACCACGGUUUGUUCAACGGAGACGACGAGUGUGCAGCCAAAGGAUACGGAGGAAGGGGACUAUUGGGCGCUCUGGAAUAUAUGAAACAGCAUGAACCAGGCUUGAAUAUUCCUCUGACGUGCACAGUGGACUACCAUGGCUUUCGGGUGCUGGCCGUUGCCAAGGUUCCGAUCAAUUUACCGAUAUUCACUAACUCCGGGAAGCUUCGGCGGGCGCAUGAAGACAUGGUCCAUGGCACUGCUGAUGCAGGAGAUACAAUUCGCAAUGAAAAUCGAGUGUUGAAUUCGAAGCUUCAAGCAGUGGCAGAGAAACUUAACCUGAGCUUCCAUCUGGUGAAGGGCGUGCGAGAGCUGAACAGCACAGCACUGUGGGCGACAGCGAACCUCAGGGGAUACCGGAAAGACAAGAGUACAUUUUACCUGCUCAACUUUUGGCGAGCUUUCCCAGCGGAAGACCCUACAGGCACACCUCAUCUGAAACCAUCCGCGCGUGGGCAAAGUAUAAUGUGGAGAGGGCUUCGGCCUGAACUAGUACGGUCAAAUCCGGUCCCACUCAGUCCAGAUGCGAACCUAUUGGUGACGCGUGACGCGCCCGACUGGCGUCAGCAAAGGGACGAUGUACUCGAGGCGACAAGGCGACUUGUGAACGAGGUUCUGCCCAACUUUGCCGAGGAGUUGAGUCGGAAAGACAUUGGGAGUGCUGACGGAGCUUUUGGCUAUGGCUUCAACAUCACCGCCGAUAUGCACCGCAGGGGCAUCGGGGUUCGCCAUAUGGGCCUUCUUCGCGAUAUGUUAUGGAGGCCUUUACAUGGAAGCGUUGACCUGUCGUUUAACUCAAACCGCAUCCGUACCAAAACAGACAUGAGGUUGCAACUGCGGAGAGGGGACCAGGUUCGCAUCGAUGGUAGCGUUUUCACCGUCAGCGUCAAGCCUAGACACGAGUACUCGGCAUCGUGCAUCACCCUUGACCGGAAGGUGUUGCUCACGGUCGAGUCCAUGAACAUCGUCUCUGGCAGUCAUCACCGAUCACAUAAUUUCUGGAGCGAGCGACUCCUGCCAAGCAUUCGAAGUAGAUUUGGCGAAUUGGCGGUUGACCACGCUGAAGAGGGUAAUAUUCGGCUCCUUCUCCAGCCAUGUAUUGUCUACAUCAUCCAACGCCUUCAGGAAAUGCUGGGGUUCGCCUUGUCGACUGCCUGUUCGAAUCAUUUCUACAGUCGUCCAUGCGGGUUCAAGUUCACCACCCUUGACAUAACUAACGCGCCCAUGAGAAUCAAGCACAACGCGCCGAUGAAAGAGGUAGCGGAAGCUUCCAUGCUCGUGCUACGGGCAAACAAGGCUCGGGCUACCGACUAUGUGCAGCUGGUGCAAAUGGCACAACCGGAGCUGUACUUGACUCUCGAGGAGCGCAAGGGCUCGAGGGUGGCUGUCAACCACGGCCAGGGAGGCAUAGCCCUUAGCGGAUACUAUGUUGGUCCCAUCAAAUUCGAGCGGCCAGGGCCAAUCGCAAAUGACCCUCUGAACAGGGCCGUGCAGCUGCAGUCAGCGGCGCAUUGUCACAUUGACACCAAGAACACCGGAAGGCGCCUUGCGCCUAUGCAGUCACAUCUAUCGUUCAGCGUGGAGAGCUGGGCGAAGUGCGAAGGAGGUCUAGAUACCACUCGCUACGUUCUUAUGACUGGCAGGUACUCCCUUUUGGCUACAAGAGACAACUGCUGGGCCGCAUCAAUUUGCACAGCAGACGGCUCUGAACUCUAUGUUCUUGGGCCAAAGGUCGUGCAUGGAGAGUGGGUACACCUGGUUGUCAUCUACGACGGAGUUAUCGUGCGCAUGUACGUCAACGCCGAACUCGUGGCCCAGAUGGAAGUUCAUGUGGCCGUGGAACGCGUGAGAUCAGAGAAGAAGGCUGAGCAGGACAGGGCCUUGGCAGAUAUACAGGAGGAGGAAAAUCGGGCUCGUGAACGAUGCAAAGUUGUGACAGAGAGGGAGCUUGACGCGUACUGCAAAACUCGCGAAGGAGAGGCCCAGUUAACACGUGCCGCGAAUAAGCUUCGUGAAAAGGCGACUCUCGCGUCGCAAAUGGACCGCGAUGCCGCCAAGAAAGGCGUGGUAAAACUGUCGAAGGCGGACGCAAAGGCACAGGCCCGGCUAGACUUCAAGACCGAGAUGUACAUGCGAAACGUCCAAAAGGUCGCUGAAAAGUAUAAACGUAAGCGUGAUGAUUUCCAAGAUUUAGUUGCACAGGAGCUCGAAGAAAUAUGCGGACGUGCGGAAAAGCCGUUGCGAGUGGGGGCGAUGUGCCGAUGUAAACGAUCGAAGACCGGACGAAAUUUCUUCAGCGGGGAUCUAUGCCACGUGGCCGUGUACCUGUCGGCGUUGCCCGUCGACACGGUUAGAGCCCAUCAUUUCGCCGGCGUUCAAGCGACCGCGACAGAGAGCGACCGUCUCUACAUGCUAGCCGGUGCCAAGUUCCAAGCAGCCCUGGCCUUUGCUCCUGAUGACAUCGAGAUCAUAUCACGCUACGCCCAAAGCGUGAUAAACUACCUUGAGCUGGAGUCAAUGCAGAGCAAAAAUCCACGGCGAAGCCAACGCAUGGUGGAGGAAGCAGUGGAUAUGUUUGUGCGGAUGGAAAAUUGGGAUGGGCUUGCCGUCAUAUUCAGCCGGCUACCUUCAGGUUCUUUCUGCCAAGCCUUCCUUGCCACGGUGGCUUCAGUUCCGGGCUACUUCGCUUCGUCACUACACAUGCCAUUGAAGAAUCUGGCGCACAUGCCGAAAAAGUUUUACCUGGAUAUUGCGGGUGCUGACGAGAUCAUGAUCGAGGUAGCUGCGGCGGUAUACCGUCUAGUGCUCUCAGACCUCAGCCUGGCCGAUAGUUUCGGGCAAGUGGACCUUUCAUGGCUACCUGUGAUCAAGUCAGCUCCCACUGUGGUCGCGACAGUCUUACAGGCGGAAUCAGAUGACGACGAACGAAUUGUCGAUCUCGAGAAGUAUCACUUGGAUUGCUCCAACGUGCAAGAAGCCGACGUGAAGGCACUGAUCAACAACCGCCGGCUCGCGGUAGUUCUGAAUUUGACGGGCUUUGAUGGAAGGAGAGCUGUGGAGGCGAACAUGCUCACGAGCGUCACCGACAUCAACCUUCACGACUGCAACAAGCUCACGGACACCGCAGUGGAUCACAUAAUGAAGCGCGCCUGUCAAAUUCAAACCCUUAAUUUGGCGGGGUGCUGCAACCUCACCGACACGGCUUGCGCAUAUAUUGUUCAAGACCCAGUGUCAGGGUCAAGGAGGGGAGCCUCUCUUACGUCGCUGAAUCUAGGGUAUUGCCUGAACAUCACCGACAAAGGAGUGGCACGUUUGGUGGCGUCUGCUACGAAACUUCUACACAUCAAUCUCGCGGGGUGUGUGCAGCUUACAGAUGAGGGUGUCUUGACGCUUGUGUCGACGUGUACUAGAUUGCAGGAAGUUGUCUUUGCCCAGUGCAAACACCUGACGGACAAAACUCUGUGUUACCUUGCAGACUUUCUGUGGGUGGAAGAGUUGGACAUUUCACACUGCAGCAAGGUAACAGACGAUGGGAUGGAAGUGAUUGCGAUUGAAUUUGCGGGCUUGCGCAGUCUUAACCUCAAACGGUGUAGUCGUCUUACUGAACGCACCCUUGAUGUACUCAGCAUGUACUGUUCGCAUUUGAAGCACGUUGAUCUUCGAGAUUUGUCGAAUUGUGGUGGAAAUGCGGUCGAUAGGCUCAAGCAAGCACGGCCACAGCUGGAAAUCUUGAUCUAGGAGGAUUUGCGUCAAGGAUUUCGACGUA
Molecule: messenger RNA, 6997 nt
Organism: Ectocarpus siliculosus
Lineage: Eukaryota; Phaeophyceae; Ectocarpales; Ectocarpaceae
Source: the annotation of a GenBank genome assembly